Moneuplotes crassus is the source of this 1365-nucleotide messenger RNA. The record is from the annotation of a GenBank genome assembly. NCBI's taxonomy places the organism in Eukaryota, Ciliophora, Spirotrichea, Euplotida, Euplotidae.
AUGAAGAUAUAUUGCCUAUUUCUUUUAUUGAUUGCAUUUUGUUUAUGACAAGACUCAAACCAACAAUAUCCUGGAAUUGUUGCAUCUCUUGGGAUUAGUUUCUUGAACAAGGUUAAGGACAAUUAUUUCACACGAAUGAUGGAGGACAUUAAUAACCUCCAAAUUGAGGAUUCGAACGAAGGUAAACUGAGAAUGCACUCUAUGAAAAUGAAUAUUGAGAUUCCUUCUUCAGAAAACCUGCAGAUUUUCUUUGACACUCAGAAUGAUGGCUUAAGAUUUACAAUCAGUAAUUUAAAAGCCGAAGUUUCUGGAAGAUGGGUUUUCAAAAAGUCAUUUGUUAAGAUAAAAGGUCAUUUUAAUUUGAGAGGCAUUUUUGAUUUAGUUGGAGUGACUUUUGGCUUUACAACACAAGAAAAGGAUGGAUAUCAAAUUCCUGCUGUUUAUACAAAAGCUGUAAAUAUAGAAACAGAUAAGCACAAAUGGAAAGGCAGUUUUGGAAACAAUGCAAUUGAAAAGGUUGGAAAUUCAAUCAUGAAAGCUUUUCGAAACAAAGGAGUCAAAUCAAUUAAGAAGAAACUUACUGAUAAACUUCAAAAUAAAGUUCCUACUACUAUUAAUAGAGGAAUAAAGAACUCAAUUCAGGUAGAAGCUCCUUUGGAAUCUUGGAUUUAUAUGAAUAUUGCUACAGUUAGUCCUAUUAAAGUCAAUCCAGACUCUCUUUCAGUCCCUCUCAACGGAACUGUGUACAUCCCAGGGUCUAAUGUCAACACAAAGCAUAAAGCAACUGAAGUUAUGUUGAAUAUGAGUAAUUCUCAGAAUGAUGUACUUGUAACAGCAAGUAAUUAUGUUUUUGAUACCUUCACAGAAUCCCUAAACCAAUACGAUUUUGACUAUUCUCUGAAUAGCAAUGGUUAUAGCAUUAAUGUUUUUAUCCCAGGAAAUAAUAAUUCAAUAAGUAUAAAGAAUACAGAUAAAGGGCUUCACUUUAUUGCUCAAGGAACUUGCCUCAUGCUUCAGUCAAGAACUUCUUUUGAUAUAAAGAUAUCAGGCGACUUGACAUUUAACUUUACUAAAGGUGAUGAACAAAAUAUGUUCUAUUUACACCCAAUUAUUAAUAAAGACUCUUUGGAUAUCUCUACUUCUAAUGCUCAUUUGGUUGGCCAAAGCCUAGGACUUGGAAUUUUGAGUCCGAUAUUUGGACCAAUACUUGAGCAUUUCUCACUAAAACUAAAUCCGAAGCCUAUUCCAGUUAAGAAAAUAAAGGAUUUCCCGUUUACUCUAUCCGCUUCAAGUACAGAAUAUACCGAAGCUCAUAUGUUUGCUCGAUUGGAUUUCUAAGUUAUUUGCAUAAAUAUGUUUCAAUAA